Molecule: messenger RNA, 744 nt
Organism: Haemonchus placei
Lineage: Eukaryota; Metazoa; Nematoda; Chromadorea; Rhabditida; Trichostrongylidae
Source: the annotation of a GenBank genome assembly
AUGGGUGAGCAGUGGUUCAAAAGUUGCUUGCCGGAGGAAUAUUAUGAGCAAUUCAUUAAUGAAGGGAUUUAUCCUGAUGGACGCUCUGUAUCGGCGUUUAGAUCGCUUUAUUUCAAACUUGGUGCUUGGGGAGGUGUUGGAUCGGCAUUGGUAAAAUUAGGGGGCGUCGCUGUCUCGUGCUCCGUUCAUGCUUCGUUGGCUCUCGUUCAUGAUGGGCCUCUCGUUUCAUGCGAGAUUGAUUCUUACAAAAUUCAGGCAGAGAUUAGCAAUAUCAAUGACAUGCUUAUGGAAGUCUUUGCAAACAAUUCACUUACUCUUCGUUCUGCUUUGCUCGUGAAGGGAAAUGAUGAAGGAAUAUCUAUGACAUGGGAGCUAAUCUUUCGUGUGCAAGUAGGUAUUCUCAACUCCGACGGCUCGAUUCCAGACGCUGUGUUUUGUGCAGUUUCAGCUGCAUUAUUCGAUACUCGUCUGCCAUCCAUUCUACUGACGCAUAGUAAAGACGACGAGGCUCCCCUUCGACAAGAAGAGAUAUCAGUCCUCGAUGAGCUACUGGUUGAUCCUCCUCAUGACCUCAUUGAAAAAUGCUCCGCAAAGGUCUCAUUUGUAACGGAUGGUACCAACGUUUUGGCUAUGUCUAUUCGUGGUGUUCUCACAGAGGAGAAUCUAUUUUCAUCAAUGGCGUCAGUGGCUGCGCGGCGCCACCAAGUUGUCAUGGAUGCGAUAAGACAUCAUACAUCUCUCUGA